Messenger RNA from Symsagittifera roscoffensis, 4073 nucleotides. Its product is annotated as semaphorin-5A-like. Lineage: Eukaryota; Metazoa; Xenacoelomorpha; Acoela; Convolutidae. The transcript has 6 exons. The record is from RefSeq and is a predicted model, not a curated record. The coding region runs from base 241 to 3375 and encodes 1044 amino acids. Gene Ontology annotation, molecular function: chemorepellent activity; semaphorin receptor binding. Gene Ontology annotation, biological process: neural crest cell migration; positive regulation of cell migration; semaphorin-plexin signaling pathway.
UAGAACCAACUUCGGUUCAAAAUUGAAUUGAAAAAUAGUUUAGACAGCUACCAUUGUUGUUCGUUUGGCCUGGCUAGUAGCAUGGCUAAAAACAAUUAAUUACUAUAAUCAAUGUUUUUUGUUUCAUGAUGCAAAUUAAUAAUUUAUGAUGCUGAAUCUGAAGUCAAAUUGAAUUAAUUGAUCCUUAAUUUAUUAUUUUACCCUCUAUAUGUCACUGGACUGUUAUCACAACAAUUCACUAUGUUAACUUCUGUAAGAAUUGUCGGUUUAAAUGUAAUCUCCUUCCUUUUCACCCUUAAAUCGGCAGAAACGAAAGAAUCUUUAAUCUAUGAAUCCCCGCCUUUUUAUAAAACUUCUGAUUACAAUUUCAAACAACAUGAAAUUCUCAAAAUUGACUUGCAGUCAUCCAAUUGCAAAACUUCUACUUAUGACGAGAAUUUUCUUUAUAUUGGAUGCAAAAACCGAGUUGCCAUAGUCGAUGUCGCGAAGAGCCGAACGACAAUCCCGGUGUCGUACUCUCCAGCGUGCGGACAACUCGCAAGCUCAUGCGGAGACAAUCAGAUUCUAGCUUUGAGUCCUCGAAAGAAAAAUGUCCUCGUGUGUUUUUCCGAGCCCCAAGAAAAAACAUUUGUUUGCACUCGGUUCCGAAAGGCAAGCGAUGAACCCGAUUCCACGAUUGACCCGAUUGAUGAAUCUUUUGAGUUUCGCGCCCAGUUCAUCAGACCCGAUACCGUGAGCCCGAUGUUAUUCGACGACCGCAAAAACUUAUUUCUCACGGGAUAUUUAAUCCCUGAUUUUCCAGAUAUAAUGAAAUUGAACCUUGACGACAACAGAGCAAGCACAGCAGCACUGGGUAUAGACAGAGGAUAUCACAACAAACCUUGGCAAAUUUUAUCGGGAAAGCCUGAAUUUAUAGCUGCCAUUCAAAUUGCAGAUUUCAUCUAUGUGUUUUUAAACGAAGUUUACGAAGAAAACGGGAACCGAGUAGGUCGCGACGAUUUGAGCAAUAAAACUAGGUACCCCGAUGAUGGUCAGCAAAGGGCUCGAAUUAUUAGGAUCUGUGCUAACGAUCAACCUUCACUAAUGAAUGUCAAGUUAUGGUCUUAUUUUAUCAAGGCCUCGUUAUCGUGUUUAAAAAACGACACUUUUUUCACUAAAUUAACCGCGAUCAAUUAUGAUUCAGAAACUCAACUUCUUUUCGCGACUUUCUCAGCACAAGAUGCGUAUAUUUCUGGGUCGGCAAUUUGUUCAUACAAAAUAGACAAAAUAAAUGAGCAUUUUGGGAAACCUGUCUACAAAUGGAGCGGCCUAGAGUUAAUAAAAUCAGACAAUCUUUUCCCCGAUUUUAAAUGUUCGUCAAAAGACAAAGAGACGUCUUCAGAAUUACACGAAAGGUUCAAAGUCACAAUCCAGGAACCAAUUUUACCCGAUGCAUCAUAUCGAGUACCUGGAUUUCGAAUUGUCAAAAUUGCUUCAAAAACUUACAAGAACUUUCUUAAAACAACGACAAGUACUGUUACGUUUGGCAUAACUCAAGAUGGCUAUCUUGUAAGGCACCAUUUUAAAAACCAUGAAGAUAUUUGUCAACUGCGGUCUAUGAGAUUCAAGUAUGAAAAUCUGGACCAAAAAGUGACACAAGUUCAUUUGGUCCCGAAAGAAGGAACUGAUUUUGGACAAAUAGCAGUUGUAUAUGAAGAAGAAGUUGUGAUGGUUCCUUUUGAUGGUUGCAGUAAAAUGGAAUCGACGCGCUCUUGCGUGGCGUUGCAGGAUCCGUUCUGCGAAUGGAACGAUGUUACGAACAAAUGCCAGUCUAGUGAUCCUUCGGUAGUUGGUAAGAACGCAGUCGAGUGUCCUUACAACAUAAUACCCGCCGACUACUCCACCUGGAGUCCCGAAUACACUUGCGCGUCCGGAUGCACAUGCACGCACAGGAACUGCAUAGCGGAUCCCUCGAUGCUCCUGAACACAACUGUAUGCGCAGAUGGACCUAUGAUUCUGAAUGUCACAAAGUGUCCCGUUGACGGAGGCUGGGGCGACUGGGGUCCGUGGAGUUCAUGCACGAAGGGUCAGAGGACAAAAGAACGGAAAUGUGACAGACCAAAGCCCCAGUUUAACGGGCAAGACUGUAUCGGGGCAAAGAUCAUUUACGAAUCAUGCCAAAUUGAAACUGAGAGAACAAAAUCUCCUAUGAUUCCCACUGCAGUCUCCCACUGGUCUCCCUGGAUGGUCACCAAAGUAGACACUGCUCGGAAUCGGUGGAGCGAGACCAGACUCAGAGUCCAAUACACCUCCGACACGUCUCUGGACGCCUCGGACAAUUUCAAGUUCCAGGCAUCCGGGAGGAACUGUUCUUUAAUUGUUGCGGAUACCUGUCCCCAGUCGAGUGUGAUGGUGGAUCUCCUGAACACGUGGACUGAGUGGUCUCCGUGCAGCAGUGCUUGCGGCGAGGGAAGGAGGAUCCGAAAACGCAAGAAGUGCAUGGGAAUGGUAUGUUCCGGCGAGGAGACAGAAACUGAGACGUGCAAUGAGAAGUCGUGUCCCCACGAGGGAGGAGAUGGAGGGGCAGCUGACCUGCUGUGUUGGAGUGAGUGGACUGCCUGUAGCAGCGAGUGCGGCAGUGGCAUCCGAACCAGACAGAGGAUAUGUCCCACCAAUAACUACUACAACUGCAUGGAUGGCAAGCAGACUGAUAAUCAAGAAUGCGACGGAACAAGCUGUCAAUUUUCCCCACCAUUGAACCACAAUCUGCGCCUUAUAGAUACAUGUCGACACAAACUUGUCGAAGAGUACAAAUGCGUGGGACCCAAAUGCGAAUCUGAUCACGUUUUCAAACCUUGUGGCGACCAAACUUACCCUCUUGACUCAAGCGAAGUAGAAGGAAUGACCUUGAAAAAUGAUGACAACGAUGGAGCUGUAGAUAUGAAGAUAUACAUUCUAUCGGUGACUGUAACCGCGAUUCUAGUAGCUAUGAUGUUUUGCAUAUUCAUGGUCAUAGCUCGUAAAUGCCAGAGACAUGAUCGAACUUCGGACCAUCAGCCCAAAAUUUACGACCAGCUACCACCUGUUGACCCGAUAGUUGACCUUGGGGUACCUGUCGGGGGACGAUUGAGUCAUCAGAUGGCAAAUGACACGCUUGGAAUCUGUUCAGAUUCGUUCAACAUGUCAAGUAGCCACAUGCUGCCCCAUAUCUGGAACAGAGACCAGACUAUGAACACGUUCAACGACAAUGAUCAACCUAUCAACAAUGGAUUCUUUUCGGUUGACUACAGAUAUUCGAAGCAACGCAAGCACGAGAUGCAAGAAUACCAAAGAGGGGGUUACCUUUACGGCACAUUGAACACCAGAAGAACAAACCAGCCGCCCAUGUGGCAGUGAUGCGAAAAAUCAAGGAUCUUUCGAACCUUCAACUCGCCGGAUCAGCAAUGCUACUCCAAACAUAAUUGUUUAAUUUCACUUUACCAAACUUUCUGCCUCUUUACUUUUUCGCCUCUUAGAUUUUUAAGCUUAAGUUCAUUCUGAAAACCUCGUAUUCCAAAUCAAAUAAUUAAUAACUCAUACCAAUAGAUAAAUUUACAAUUCUACUUGAAAUUUCUAAAUCAAGCUAAAAAAGACAAAAAUAUCAAGAACAAAUUCUUUCUCAUGAAAAUAAUCUUGUUUCGCGACUUCAGUUCACACGGGCGAGCUAUUUUGCAAAAUGUUUUGAAAAAUUAAUUUAUGGCGACUAGCUAGUAUCUAUCUCAUAGGGUUUAUAUUAGAUCAAAGAAGAUAGAAAGUUCGAUACACAGACAACCAAAAUAUAUUUGUUAUAUUUCUUAAGUGUUAAGUUAAAAGUACUUCAGAAUUAAUUAUACAAAAUUUAUGCGUUCUUUUUUACACAUUUUUGAAGCCCAAAUAUUUGAAACCCAAACAAUGCAUAAUAAUAGCAUAAGAUGCGAAAUGGUUAAGAUCUUGAAAAAAAUUAAAGUAAGAGUCAAUACUUCUUACUUCUGCUUACUUCUGAGUAUUAUAGUAAGUUAUUAGUACUAUAGACUUAGAGUAGUAAAGUACUGAUGGAAAGAAUCAUCAAGUUUCAG